Messenger RNA from Choloepus didactylus (southern two-toed sloth), 8271 nucleotides. It is a transcript of the gene PCDH15, whose product is annotated as protocadherin related 15. The transcript has 40 exons. Bases 1348 to 6507 code for a protein of 1719 amino acids. Gene Ontology annotation, molecular function: calcium ion binding. Lineage: Eukaryota; Metazoa; Chordata; Mammalia; Pilosa; Megalonychidae. Gene Ontology annotation, biological process: sensory perception of sound; homophilic cell-cell adhesion; inner ear development. Gene Ontology annotation, cellular component: plasma membrane; stereocilium; desmosome. The record is from RefSeq and is a predicted model, not a curated record.
ACGCAGCUGUGGCUCUGUUCAAUUCGGCAGCGCACCCACGGCAGAAAUGCCACCAGUACACUGUCGCCGAUGAUGGGCUCCGGUGGUUGAUGCUCCGCAGCGCCACCAGCGCUGUUUUCUCCCCGAAACCACCCUCAACCGUACCAGCAACAGCUCGUCCUAUGUGCACUGCAAUCCGCUGGGCGGGGAGCCCUGGCGCUCAACCCAGGAUCUCGUCUGGUGCUGGCGUCCAUUCAGGCCCUUAAAUGUCUCAGUCCCUGCGCAGGAGGGAACAGACUUUGUAGCAGUCACUUUGCCUGAAGGGAGAAGUGUCUCUGCUCUUACAGGCGGCAAUUCGGGCUCUACUCGCUCUUGCUGGCUCUGCGUUUAUCUCUGUCCUCUUUGCAUCGAGUCCCCGCCAGCCUCUCCAAAGGGGAGGUGCAUUUGGUACUUGUGCUCCGGGCGUGAACCAACAGGACUUCCCAUGCUCUGUGGUUUUCCGGUGGACUCAGGAACAAGGAUUGUGAAGUGCGCUCGAGAAUCGCUCGAGGACCUGGGAGCUUCCUCUCUCUUAUUUUGGUGGGGGGUGAUUUUCUAACUGCUUGUGAAAGCGGCCUCUCCGCCUCCGCACCUGCAACUUGUUUUGGUUUCUUCUCAGUCCUGUGAGUGCUGUUCCAACAUCAAAGUUUUUCUCCGUUACCCGAAAAAAUAUAUCCUUUUAAUCCAUAAUUCUCCUCCCCCCUGCACUGUCUCUGCCAGUCCUCUCUGUGCGGUGAGUGGAUAGCGGGGCGCGCAGUGUGGCAGCGGCGACGGAGAUUGGCGCGAUCAGGCGAAGCAGAAGGGAAGGAGCUGCUGCCAGGGGCUCCCUGGGUGACCCUUUGGCAGGCAGAGGAACUGGAUAAGGGCGCAGAAGAGGAGCUGGAACCUCUCGGAACUCCGAUAUCUGAAAACUGGAUUUUAAUGAUCAUUCUGGUUGUGCGUCUCUGUCUCCUCUUCUUAUUUGGUAACUAGUGGAGAGAAGCGCUUGGCUGGAGCGCUCUGCGGGACCCAGACUCCUAGGCUGCUCGGGAUCUGUGCGUCUGUUGCUGCAGAAGGAGCAGAGGGAAGGACGCCAGCAUAUGCUUACAGGAGCCCCGAGGAAAAUGAAAACAUCAUUCAAUAGAAACAGUUGAAGUUACCAAAUACUCUGGUUGACAGAGAGAGAAGACAAUAAGGAUUUUGCAAUGAUGCUGUGCUUCUGAAUACUAUGUUCAGUAUCUACAAAUAAGAAGCUGAAGCAAAGGAACCAAGAAAUGCUCGCAAACUCAAGAGGGAAUUUCUCCGUCUUUGGAGGCACAUUGAUCAGCCUUGAGUGGAAUUUGACAGAAGAUGUUACAACAGUUUUAUCUCUGCAAAUGUUUAGCUUCAGGGAUUAUCCUUGGCUCUCUCUUCACAAUCUGCUUGGCCCAGUAUGACGAUGAUUGCAAACUAGCUAGGGGAGGACCACCAGCCACCAUAGUUGCUAUUGAUGAAGAGAGUCGGAAUGGUACAAUUCUGGUGGACAACAUGCUGAUCAAGGGGACAGCUGGAGGACCAGACCCCACCAUAGAGCUCUCUUUAAAGGACAACGUGGAUUACUGGGUGUUGUUGGAUCCUGUUAAACAAAUGCUUUUCCUGAACAGCACAGGCAGAGUUCUGGAUAGAGAUCCACCCAUGAACAUCCACUCCAUUGUGGUGCAAGUCCAGUGCAUCAACAGAAAAGUUGGCACCGUUAUCUACCAUGAAGUGCGGAUCGUGGUUAGGGACAGGAAUGACAACUCACCCACGUUCAAACAUGAGAGCUACUAUGCCACAGUGAAUGAGCUCACACCAGUUGGCACCAUGAUAUUUACAGGGUUUUCAGGAGACAAUGGAGCUACAGACAUAGAUGAUGGCCCAAAUGGACAGAUAGAAUACGUUAUUCAAUAUAAUCCAGAUGAUCCGACAUCCAAUGACACCUUUGAAAUCCCCCUCAUGUUGACGGGAAAUGUAGUGUUAAGGAAGAGGCUCAACUAUGAAGAUAAGAUUCGCUACUUUGUCAUCAUCCAAGCGAAUGACCGUGCACAAAAUCUGAAUGAACGACGAACCACCACCACCACACUCACGGUGGAUGUUCUGGAUGGAGAUGACUUGGGUCCAAUGUUCCUCCCUUGUGUCCUGGUGCCAAACACUCGCGAUUGUCGCCCACUCACCUAUCAAGCCGCCAUACCUGAGUUGAGAACUCCGGAAGAACUGAACCCCAUCAUUGUUAGCCCACCAAUCCAAGCUGUUGACCAGGACCGAAAUAUUCAGCCACCAUCAGAUCAGCCAGGCAUCCUGUAUUCCAUCCUUGUUGGGACUCCUGAGGAUUACCCACGAUUUUUCCAUAUGCAUGGUAGGACUGCAGAACUUAGUCUUCUGGAACCAGUAAACAGAGAUUUUCACCAGAAAUUUGAUUUGGUUAUUAAGGCAGAACAAGACAAUGGUCAUCCUCUUCCUGCCUUUGCCAGUCUACACAUUGAAAUACUAGAUGAAAACAAUCAGAGCCCAUAUUUCACAAUGCCCAGUUAUCAAGGAUACAUCCUGGAGUCUGCCCCUGUGGGAGCAACCAUAUCCGAGAGUCUGAAUCUGACCACACCUCUAAGAAUUGUAGUUCUGGACAAGGACAUAGAAGAUACAAAAGACCCAGAAGUUCACCUUUUUCUGAAUGAUUACACCUCAGUCUUCACCGUCACGCAGACUGGUAUCACUCGCUACCUCACCUUACUUCAACCAGUAGACAGGGAAGAACAGCAGUAUUAUACCUUUUCGAUAACAGCAUUUGAUGGCGUACAAGAAAGCGAGCCAGUAAUCGUCAAUAUUCGAGUGAUGGAUGCCAAUGAUAACACCCCAGCCUUCCCGGAAAUAUCCUAUGAUGUUUAUGUUUACACAGACAUGAGCCCUGGGGACAGUGUCAUACAGCUCACUGCAGUCGACGCAGACGAAGGGUCAAAUGGGGAGAUCACAUAUGAAAUCCUGGUCGGGUCUCAGGGAGACUUCGUCAUCAAUAAAACCACAGGGCUUAUCACCAUCGCUUCAGGGGUGGAACUGAUAGUCGGACGGACCUACGCUCUCACCGUCCAAGCAGCAGAUAAUGCUCCUCCUGCAGAGAGAAGGCACUCCAUCUGCACUGUGUACAUUGAAGUGCUUCCUCCAAACAAUCAAAGCCCUCCCCGUUUCCCACAGCUGAUGUAUAGCCUUGAAAUCAGUGAAGCCAUGAGAAUUGGUGCUGUUUUAUUAAAUCUACAGGCAGCUGAUCGAGAGGGAGACCCAAUAACAUAUGCUAUUGAGAAUGGAGAUCCUCAGCGAGUUUUUAAUCUUUCAGAAACUACUGGAAUUCUAACCUUAGGAAAAGCACUGGACAGGGAAAGCACGGAUCGCUACAUUUUGAUUGUCACGGCUUCAGAUGGCAGGCCAGAUGGGACCUCAACUGCUACAGUAAAUGUGGUAGUGACAGAUGUCAACGACAAUGCUCCAGUGUUUGAUCCCUAUCUGCCUAGAAAUCUGUCUGUAGUGGAGGAAGAAGCCAAUGCCUUUGUGGGUCAAGUAAAAGCAACAGAUCCAGAUGCUGGAAUAAAUGGCCAGGUAUAUUACAGUUUGGGUAACUUCAAUAAUCUUUUUCGCAUCACAUCUAAUGGAAGCAUUUACACAGCAGUGAAGCUCAACAGAGAAGUCAGAGACUACUAUGAACUUAUUGUUGUGGCAACGGAUGGAGCAGUACACCCCCGUCAUUCAACCCUAACACUGGCCAUCAAGGUUUUGGAUAUUGAUGACAAUAGUCCUGUGUUCACCAACUCAACUUACACUGUCAUCGUUGAAGAGAAUUUGCCAGCUGGGACCACCUUCCUUCAAAUAGAGGCCAAAGAUGUUGACCUUGGAGCAAAUGUGUCUUAUCGGAUAAGAAGCCCAGAAGUCAAGCACUUCUUUGCACUACAUCCAUUUACAGGAGAACUAUCCCUUUUAAGGAGUUUGGACUAUGAAGCAUUUCCAGACCAGGAAGCAAGUAUCACUUUUCUGGUGGAGGCCUUUGAUAUUUAUGGAACAAUGCCACCUGGUAUUGCCACGGUCACAGUGGUAGUAAAGGAUAUGAAUGAUUAUCCUCCAGUGUUUAGUAAACGAAUCUACAAAGGGAUGGUGGCUCCAGACGCAGUCAAGGGUACACUUAUCACGACCGUUUAUGCUGAGGAUGCUGACCCUUCUGGAUUACCUGCAAGUCGUGUGAGGUAUAGAGUAGAUGAUGUCCAGUUUCCUUACCCUGCCAGUAUUUUUGAUGUGGAAGAAGAUUCUGGAAGAGUGAUAACUCGAGUCAAUCUUAAUGAAGAGCCUACUACAAUUUUUAAGUUGGUGGUUGUAGCUUUUGAUGAUGGUGAACCUGUGAUGUCCAGCAGUGCCACAGUGAAAAUUCUUGUUUUACAUCCUGGAGAAAUCCCACGCUUCACACAAGAGGAAUACAGACCUCCUCCAGUAAGUGAACUUGCAACCAGAGGGACCAUGGUUGGUGUAAUUUCAGCUGCUGCCAUCAAUCAGAGUGUUGUAUACUCCAUCGUUUCAGGAAAUGAAGAAGAUACCUUUGGAAUUAAUAACAUCACAGGUGUUAUCUAUGUGAAUGCUCCUCUGGACUACGAGACAAGGACGAGCUAUGUUCUGCGAGUCCAAGCCGAUUCCCUGGAAGUUGUCCUAGCCAACCUCCGAGUUCCUUCAAAAAGCAAUACAGCAAAAGUCUACAUCGAGAUUCAGGAUGAAAAUGAUCAUCCCCCAGUGUUUGAGAAAAAAUUCUAUAUUGGAGGUGUGUCUGAAGAUGCAAGAAUGUUUGCCUCUGUGCUCAGAGUUAAGGCUACUGAUAAAGAUACUGGUAAUUAUAGUGCCAUGGCAUACAGACUCAUAAUACCGCCAAUUAAAGAGGGAAAAGAAGGAUUUGUGGUGGAAACCUAUACAGGGCUAAUCAAAACUGCUAUGCUUUUCCAUAAUAUGAGGAGGUCCUACUUCAAGUUUCAAGUCAUUGCAACUGAUGACUAUGGGAAGGGACUAAAUGGCAAAGCAGAUGUACUUGUGUCUGUGGUCAAUCAGCUGGAUAUGCAAGUCAUUGUUUCUAAUGUGCCCCCAACUCUGGUGGAAAAAAAGAUAGAAGAUCUGACAGAGAUUUUGGAUCGCUAUGUUCAGGAGCAAAUUCCUGGUGCCAAGGUGGUAGUAGAAUCCAUUGGUGCUCGCCGGCAUGGAGAUGCCUUUUCUCUAGAAGAUUACACCAAAUGUGACUUGACUGUCUAUGCAAUUGACCCCCAAACCAACAGAGCCAUUGACAGAAAUGAGCUUUUUAAAUUUUUGGAUGGAAAACUACUCGAUAUCAAUAAAGACUUUCAGCCAUAUUAUGGGGAAGGAGGACGCAUUCUUGAGAUCAGGACUCCAGAGGCAGUGACCAGCAUUAAAAAGCGAGGAGAAAGUCUAGGCUACACCGAAGGGGCUCUGCUGGCUCUGGCCUUCAUCAUCAUCCUCUGCUGUAUUCCUGCCAUCUUGGUGGUAUUGGUCAGCUACAGACAGUUUAAAGUACGACAAGCUGAGUGCACCAAGACUGCACGUAUCCAGUCCGCCAUGCCCGCGGCCAAACCGGCAGCACCUGCCCCUGAACCAGUGGCAGCUCCCCCGCCACCGCCACCGCCACCGCCUCCGGUUCCGCAUCUUUAUGAAGAACUUGGGGACAGCACCAUGAGAGGUUAUACAUCAGAGCAACAGCAACUGCUGAGGCCUUCUCUUCUUAAACCGGAGGAAUUAUCCAUGGAGUCUGGAAUUGAUCCUGGCCAGGAAUAUGGACAAGAUUAUUACAGUUAUGAGCAUGGGUAUGAAAUGCCUCGAUAUGGAAGUCGCCGUCGUUUGUUACCACCGGCUGGUCAAGAGGAAUAUGGUGAGAUGGUUGGUGAAGCUGAGGAGGAAUAUGAAGAAGAAGAGUGGAUGAGAAAAAGAAUGAUCAAACUGGUUGUGGAUCGAGAAUAUGAAACCAGCUCCACUGGAGAAGACAGUGCUCCUGAAUGUCAGAGAAACCGUCUUCACACUCCUAAUAUCCACAGUAAUAUCAAUGGCAAUAUAUACAUUGCACAGAAUGGUUCUGUGGUUAGAACCCGCCGUGCCUGCCUCACUGAUAAUCUAAAAGUUACUUCCCCCGUCCGACUGGGGAGGCACUUUAAGAAACUAGACAAGUUGGCGGUGACACAGGAGGAGAAUAUCCCCCUGAACACAUUAUCAAAGGGACCAUUUUCUACUGUGAAACUGAACACCAGGCCCCCUCUGGUUAAGUUUGCCCCUUGCCCUGUGGGAACUGACAGUACAGCAGUGAAGCCACUGGGGAACAGGCUGAAAAGCACAGUUGAACAGGAGCCCAUGGUUGACAGUAAGAGCGCCAAGGAGGCUUUGGAGUUCCACGGCGACCACACGCAGUCAGACGAGGAAGAGCUUUGGAUGGGUCCCUGGAACAACCUCCACAUACCAAUGACAAAACUGUGACCGAUUUUUAAAAAGUUAUUUUGAUUUUUACUUAAGUUUGUAAGAAACUGUGCUUUUUAUUGUCACUGAGAAAACAAUUUAUGGAAUUUAUAUCAGGCACACAAGCUAAAACUUUGAACAGUAUGCUUUAAAGUUUAAAAGGAGACAGAUUUGCACUCGUAUUUGUACCAAUUAAUUGUUCUUCCCAGAAAACCUUUUUGGACAGACUCUCAAUAUAGUAAAGAACAUACCGUUUAAACUUUUAGUAGUUUUGUUGGAUUUUUAAUUUUUUUUCAUUUUAAUAAAAAAAUAAUUUACUAAAUAAUCAUUCACAUUUUAUUGACUUACGUAGAUUUCACUUCAUGUCUAGCUUCAGAGCACUCUUCUGUGCCAUGUAAUUUUAUUUCCAUAAACAAAUGGGAAACAUUUAUAUUGGAAGAUUUUUGCAGCUAACAAGUUUAUACAAUUGCUAUCUAUACUGUCUUGAUUUUUUAAAUGAAAGAGAAAAUUGCAAAGUUUAUGAUUGUAAUAGUAAAUAUGGAAUCUUCUGUAAAUUAUUUUGAAUCAUAAACUUAUUUUCCUUGUUCUUCAAUAUAAAGUUUUUCAAAGUUUCAUAUAUGUAAAUGUUGACCUUUCUAGGAACACUUGAAGUCCUUAUGUCCCUUAGUCAUAUCAUCAACAAUUUUUCCUGUUGCCACCCCUCUCAAGUACACACACUCUAUCUGUAAUAAACAUAGUAGAUAAUUUGGUUUAGCCACUCAGAAUUAUAGAAUUUUUUGGCGCAUCCCAAUAACCUCACCCUCAGUGAUGGGCAAUAAUGCAUCUAAUGGAAGCCAUGGUAAGGUCAGAGCAGUCUCAUACUGUUGUCACUGGACAUGAAUAUUUUAUAAACUCAACAGAAAGGAAUUGGAAUAAUCAUGAAGUUAUAUAAUAUGUGAAAUGCUAUAUAUUCUAAUUUCAAGCAUAUUGUAUUUAACUUCUCCCAACUCCAGUUUAUUUAUAGAAUAUUUCAACACACAUAAUAUUUAUGUGUGCAAUGUGCAGAACCAGAAAAUGAUUGCCUGGGCAUAUUUAAUCAAAGGCCAUAGUCUUGAUUUUUCACCAUUGAACAAAGCACAGUGUUUCACCAUUAAUAGAAACUAAAACAAAAUAUUAUUUAAAAAAACACAAAAACCUUGCCUUGCGUGCUACAUGCUCACCAGAUGUAAAAAGGAUGAAACAUUAUAGUUUAAGAUAAUUCUGAACCAUAUUGAAUAUGACUUAGUAUGAUAUAACAAUAGCUUACCUCAAAAUUUGCACAGGAUUGACCAAAUUCAGAUUUCAUUAGAAUUCUUUCAUGCAUGCUUAUUAUAUGGUUGGAAGACUGAAUAAUGCACUGCUAUUAUUUAUUCCCUUCUCACAUUUCACAUUUUUAAAAUAUUUUAUUGUAAUGCUAUUUCCUUAUUUGCAAAGUGAAUGAAAUUGUAUGUAACAUAAACUUGCUGACUUAUAUGGGUAGAUAACGUUUUUAUUUCAGAUUUCAAAAAGUAUUUGAGAUCAAAUACAAAUGCCUUUCAUUUAUCUGACACUCUUGGAAAUUAAUGCAUUCUAUACCCUUGCUAGAAAAACUAUCAGCAUCAACUGGGAACUUGUUGGAAAUAUAGACUCUUGCCCCCGCCCUCAGGCCUCCUACAUGAGAAUCCACAUUUUCACAUUAUCCUCAAGUGCUAAAUAUACAUAUUAAAUUUUGAAAAGUAAAGAUCUAAUCAACUUUGCUGAUAUCCAGGGCUCUCUCUUUCAAACACC